AUGGCCUCUCUUGGCCCCGACAGCAGACCUAAUCUGCCCGCACCUGGUGCCGACACAUCCCCCAGCUCUGACGACCCAUUUGUAUCCAACGAUACGCCUGUGUCAACAGCCCACUACAGAUUCUCAACCUUCGAUCAUGAUCUUUUUACAGCGGGGCCGGGCUCGUCUCCACGACAGGCGAAACGCGCCUUGGAAGCUCAUCUCGCGGAGACAGACCGGCGAUUAGACGAGGCGGGAAAGCUGGGCACCGCACUAGUGAACCAACGAAAGGCGCUUACGGAGCAGCUACAAGAAGUAGAGAAGCUGCAUGCGCAGGGCGAACUGAGUCCCGAUCUGAGGACUAAGCUGGUGGACAUUGAGAAGGAGUACAACGACUUGACCCGAGAUUCGGCGAGGGCAUUCCUGCCCAAGCAGAGGGUGCCUAGUAAUGAAACUGGCUCAGGAUCUCCGCAUGUGGCAGACGGCGCGAGAAGCGGCAGGCGUUCUGUUAGCCCGUCCAAGUUUGAAAGUCAGGCUUUUGGCUCGCCUACCAAGCUUAGCGUGCCGAACAGGAAAAUCCGCAACCAACCAUCUAGCCGAGUGCACGACAUAGAGUUUGCCGCCGAGAUCAGCACGUCGCUCAUUGCUCAAGUUCGUAACCUCCAGGCCCUUCUUGCCGACCGGGACGAGGAAGUCCGCGAUCUCAAGCAUGACAAGUCGACUCUUGAGAUCGAAACCGAGAAUCUGCAGCAAAGACUCAAGACCUUGGACGAGAGUGAGCAUCGGUACAAGGAGGAGAACUGGAAUCUCGAAACGCGCAUGCAAGAGGCCUCAACUCAACAACGUGAAGCGUCCGACCGGGAGAAGAAGCUCACGCAAGCACUGAGCACAUCCAAUGCAGAAAAAAGUGCGGCCCAAAAGGAACUGGACGAAGUCAAGCUGUCUCAUGCCAGGCUGGUGGAGGAGCACACCGCCGCCAUCAAGCACCAUGACAUUGAACUGGGUACGGCGAAGCGCAGCGCGGUCAUGGCCGAAGGCGAGCGUGCCGUCAUGCAGCGCAAAAUCGAUGAUCUCACCAACCAGAACACGGAGCUCGCCAAAGCGUUCUCGACGCAACGAGGACGAACGCUGGAGCGAGAGAACAUGUCUGGAACGAGCGACGAUGAUUUUGAGACCGCUGCCGACAAUGCCACCCCAGAGCACUCCCCUCCGCCUUCACCCAUCAAGGGCACGCCCAGGCACGCUAUGCUCGAGACAGAAACGAUGAAGACAUCUCUGCAACAUGCCCAACGCACGAUUCAAAGUCAACGCAGCCUUAUCCAUCGCGAAAAGACCGAGAAGCUCGAGCUCCGCCGCAUCAUACAAGAUCUCCGUGAUGACCUGGAGAGGAAGCGAGCUGACUCCGGUGCCAGCGGUGUUCACAGGCGAAGCAAGAAGGCUGAAUCCAAAGAUCUUAAGAAGACUGCUCGCCUACUAGGUAGCUUCCGCUCCAGCCAGCAGGAGAUCUUCAUGGACGACCCUGAAUGGGAAGAUCAGGCACAGCUGUCUCCACGUACCCUCUCAGCCAAUGUCAGUCCCGCGACCAAGACGAGAGGAGACUUCUCAGCGCCCGACUCGACUGACCAAUUUGAUACGGCCAACGAGGCCAGCGAGUCUGCAUUUGAGACAGCCAACGAGCGUGCGACGGAGACGGAGGACUUCCAGACGACUAAUGAGCAAAUGUCUGACAGCGACGAUGGCGCCGCCACUGAGACGGAGACAACGUCCAGAGGCUUUGGCAAGAUGCAGCGCCCACCGAACUUGCCGGCUGGUCUCUCACGGCACAUGUCCAAAUCGUCCACCCAUAGCACAGCGACUUCUGAGGAGGAAGACGCGUACGAGGCCAAGACACCCACGGGCACUGCUCACUCGCACCGAACCAGCCGCUUCCUGCUGAAUCGCGGUCCGUUCGACCGCAGCUCCCGCCAUGGCAGCGAGGAACCGAACCUGCGAAGCAGCCCCACAAGCAUGGCCAGCAACCACAGUGGCACCCCACAAGCAGGUGGACAGAGCUUGUUUGCCGAGCUGCAAAACUUUGCUGGUAGUGACGAAGAGUCUGUCGGAAACGGGACGCCUAGUCGUCGAAGCGCUAGAUCGGCUACGCCUGGCUCGAUCCGUCGCCGGCUCUCGCCAGUGCCUCUCGUGCCGAGUCUUCCCAAGGUUCUCAUGGUCGAUAGUGGCACGAUGACAGAGCCUAUGGAUGAUACUUCAUUGCCCGCGCUCCCCGCAGCCGCAAACCCCACAGCCGACCAUACUGAACGGCCCACAUCGAUGCAGUCUGUGAUCGCGGACCCUCAGCGCGCGUCGUGGCUGUCCACUGCCACGGGCGAUUCCCGACCACUUUCUCAAAUUUCAUACAGUGAUGUCGGAGCUCAGCAUGACCCGGACAUGGAGGCCAAGCUGGCUGCAUUCCCUGUGCCCCCGACUCUGGUACACCCGCAGCCUGAGCUCGGCUACUCCAAUGUCCACUCCGAGCACAUCGAACCGCGGGAAGAGGAACACACUCCCACCGCGAUAGAGUUCACACUGGUGGUUACGGAGAGUGUGGAGCCGGUGGCUGAACCAGAGGUUGUGCUCCCAACCCUCAGCCUCUCCGCGGUCUCUGCCCAGCACAUCGAGCCCAUUGCUGAGCCAGUCGCGCCGCAACUAACCUUGGGCCUAUCGACCGUCUCUUCUGAGCACAUUGAGCCUGUCCAGGAGCCUGAACCGCCAGUUCCCAAGCUCGCAUACACUGCAAUGAAGACCGCCAAUGUCGAGCCAGUGGACGAGCCGGAGAUCGUACCACCUGCUCUGGCUUUGUCCAACAUUUUCAACGAGAAGGUCGAUCCCGUUGCCGAGCCCGAGGUCCCUCUGCCAACUCUGGCAUUGUCCGCUAUCGGUACGGAACAAGUCGAGCCCAUUGAAGCUCCGGAGCCAGAAGCCGUGCCACUGCCGGCAAUCAUUCCAGCGCCAGUUCCUUCCGAGCCCGAGAAGCCGGCCCUGCCUAGCCUGAAUUUCACAAACGUCCAAAGCGAGCACGUGAAGCCGAUCAUCGAACCUGAAGUGGUCGUUCCAGCGGCUCCGCUUGCCAUCUCGGCCAUUCAAUCGCAGGAUUGGGAGCCUCGGGCGGAACCCGAGAUUGUGAUGCCGCAGCCCGCACUUGGCUUUACCGUACUUCAGUCACAGCAGGUCGAACCUGUGGAAGAGCCAUCUGUUCCUCAACCAGCUUUGACGUUGUCCCCUAUCCGCUCAGAGAACCUCGAGCCCAUCGCCGAGGCCGGAAUUCCCCAAGCUCCGCAACCACUUUCGUUCGCAGGCCUCACCUCACAGCACGUGGAACCUGUGGCGGAACCCGGGCCUCUGCCGCCGGGCCUCGGAUUCUCUGGAAUUACUACGCACGAUGUUCUUCCAGUUGUAGAACUGCCACCGACGCUCCCGCGGUUGAUUCUUUCACCAAUCGCGGCAGAGGGUGUCACUCCCGCGAGCCCCGUUGAAGUCAAUGAGCUGCCCAACUUUGGCUUCUCUUCAGUUGAAUCUGUCGAUACCAGGCCCAUAACACCCAGGAGCCCGUGGCGGGAGGCCUUCAUUAUGCCAAGAGACAAGGAACGCACUGCUACGCCAGACAGAUCCAUGGUGGCUAGCUUUGACAUUCACCAGGACGACUCGCCUGGAGCCGCUCAGAAUGAGACUAGACAAAUGUCCGGAACAGAGGAAGGAGCCAAGGAAUUCCCUCAGCCGUUCAGGGAGAUCUCUGGCAACGCCGAAAAUCGCAACCCCCAAAAGCAGACGGCUGUUUUCAGUGAUCAAAGCGCGCAAACCUCUCUCACCGCGGAAGCCAUCGAUAAGCUGAUCAACGCUGGAUCGAGAUCUGGCUUGAGUCACGUCAAGCAUCCUUCAGUCGGCAGUGUCGACACACCAGGCACGACAGGCACAGUCCGUAUCCAUCGUCCUGCUGAGGAACGCACCGGCAGCCCCACCCCUAAGCGGACUGGUGGCUUCUUUGAUGCAGGGACCGCCUUGAUUCGGCCUGGCAGCGCUACCAGCGGCCGUGAUUCGGCUCAGGACGCGCCUCCUCUUCCCAAUAAUCACCGCGAGCUCAUUGAGGCAGCACGCACUGGGUCGGCCAAUGGGCCCAAGGGGGACAUGGGCCCUCCCAUGUGGCCUGCCUCCGCGAUGAAGGGCCACCGCCCUCGCACUCCCAGUCUGAGUGCCAGGCCGGCAUCCAACCAUUCAGCCCGCGCCGUGCCUACGUUGAAGGGAAUGCGGAGUUCAUCAACACAGGGACAACAGCUGGGCGUCUCGCACUCACCCACGAGGUUGACUGCACGGUCCAGGCAGUCUUCCGUGUCGUCGUUUGUCUCUGAACUUGACACACGCUUCAACAUGCGUCCUGGGGAAAUGGUGGAUCCUACUGGCCUGGGAUCGAAUGCGGAUCCACGCAUGAUCCAGGCUAUCACCCAGACCAUGAUCGGAGAGUACCUGUGGAAGUACACCCGCAAAACAGGCCGUGGCGAAAUGUCGGAGAAGCGACAUCGCCGAUACUUCUGGGUACACCCCUACACGCGCACCCUGUACUGGAGCGACCGGGACCCGGCAACUGCUGGGUCGCGCGAGCUCAAGGCCAAGAGUGUGCCCAUUGAAGCUGUUCGCGUUGUGACAGACGACAACCCAAUGCCGCCUGGUCUCCACCGUAAAAGCUUGGUGAUCAUCUCGCCGGGCCGCACCAUCAAAUUCACCUGCACUACGGGACAGCGUCACGAGACGUGGUUCAACUCCCUGUCCUACCUGUUGAUGAGGACAAACGGCGAUGGACAGAAUGACGCUGAAGACAUGGCUCAUAACAUUACCCAGGAUGACGUGGAUGAGUUCAACCCCCAGUAUGGGCAGCGACAAGCGAACGGGACAAGGCCGCGUGCGCCGCCCUCACUAUCGUCAUACAACUCUCGAACCACGCACAAUCAGUCGCCAGCUGGAGACUACUCCAUGAAUGUGCCCACGUUGACGCCCCGGACGCCCGCGCAACGGCCUUCCGCCCUCAACAAGCUCUUCCGGUCGUCAGGGUCGAAAUUCUCUGGCACUUUCAGCAGCUUCCGCGGACGUGCGUCAGCUCCCGACACUAGCAUUUAUGAGGCCAGCGAGGUCCAUGACAGCGCAGAGGAUCUCCGUGAGAUGAUCGAGCGACAGGAUAGGGAGGCUGACCGCCUUGAGAACGUCCGCGCGUGCUGCGAUGGCAAACAUGACGUCGGUCAGCUUCAUCAUCAUUCUGUCAAGAAGCGUGGCGCACAGUCUGCACCUCAUCAACCUCCAUCGAACGCGCCCACGGCUCCAUUCCGAUCCCGAAGCUAA
Emericellopsis cladophorae is the source of this 5343-nucleotide messenger RNA. Its product is annotated as Anucleate primary sterigmata protein A-like protein. The coding region runs from base 1 to 5343 and encodes 1780 amino acids. The transcript is spliced from 3 exons. Gene Ontology annotation, biological process: microtubule cytoskeleton organization; dynein-driven meiotic oscillatory nuclear movement; maintenance of protein location in cell cortex. Lineage: Eukaryota; Fungi; Ascomycota; Sordariomycetes; Hypocreales; Bionectriaceae. Gene Ontology annotation, cellular component: mitochondrion; cell cortex. The record is from RefSeq and is a predicted model, not a curated record. Gene Ontology annotation, molecular function: tubulin binding; phospholipid binding.